Hypoxylon fragiforme is the source of this 1188-nucleotide messenger RNA. Its product is annotated as phosphotransferase enzyme family protein. The transcript has 2 exons. NCBI's taxonomy places the organism in Eukaryota, Fungi, Ascomycota, Sordariomycetes, Xylariales, Hypoxylaceae. The record is from RefSeq and is a predicted model, not a curated record. Bases 1 to 1188 code for a protein of 395 amino acids.
AUGGCGGGUCGCGUGCGACAUGCGAUAGAUACCAAGGCGUUGGAACGCUAUAUCUCCAAGAAUGUGCCGGUAAUUCAGACGCCAUUGGAUGUGAAGCAGUUCGGCUUCGGCCAAUCGAAUCCGACAUACCAACUCACCGCGGCGGACGGGACGCGAUACGUCCUGCGCAAGAAGCCAGCGGGCAAGCUCGUCUCCCAAGCCGCCCACAAGGUCGAGCGCGAACACCGCAUCAUCUCCGCCCUCCAGGACUCCAACGUCCCCGUGCCCCGAACCUACUGCCUCUGCGAGGACGUGUCCGUCAUCGGCACGCCCUUCUACAUCAUGUCCUUCGUCGGCGGGCGGAUCUUCGAAGACGCCGCCAUGCCCUCGGCCGCGGACCCCCAGGAGCGCGCCGAUCUCUGGCGCGCCGCCGUCGAGGCCCUGGCUUCCUUGCACCGCGUGGACCCGGACAGCGUGGGGCUGGGUACCUUCGGCAAGCGCAGCGGGUUCUACGACCGGCAGCUGGCGACGUGGCGGCAGAUCUGCGACGCGCAGGCGCGGACGCGCGACGUCGACACAGGGGAGCCCGUCGGCGAGAUCCCGCACAUGGACGAGCUGAUGGCCUUCUUCGCCGACGCCUCCCUGCGCCCCCGCGACCGCGCCACCCUCGUCCACGGCGACUACAAGAUCGACAACGUCGUCUUCGACACCGCCACCCCCAACGUCGCCGGCAUCCUCGACUGGGAGAUGAGCACCAUCGGGCACCCCCUCAGCGACCUCGCCAACCUCCUCCACCCCUUCUACAGCGCCUCCAUGUCCUCAUCCUCCUCCCAAUCCUCCUCAUCCUCCUCAACCCCCCCAUCAACCAUCAACCUCCUCCAAGCCGAAGCCAUAGCCGUCGUCUCGCACCCCUCCUUCCUCCCCGGCGCCACCCCCGGCCUCCCCUCCCCCGCCACCAUCCUCUCCUGGUACUCCGCCGCCGCCGGCUGGGACCCGUCCCCCGAGGAGGUCGCCUGGGCCUCCGCCUUCAGCGUGUUUCGCCUCUCCGCCAUCUGCCAGGGCAUCGCGGCCCGCGUCGCGACGCGCCAGGCUAGCAGCGCGGACGCGAGGCGCCAUGCUGCGGCCAUGCGCCCCCUGGGCGAGUUUGCGUGGGAGCUUGUGGGGAGGGAAAUGGGGAGGAGGGGGGGGAGGAGUAAGGCGAAGUUGUGA